This is a messenger RNA of Mycena citricolor, 3429 nucleotides long. Lineage: Eukaryota; Fungi; Basidiomycota; Agaricomycetes; Agaricales; Mycenaceae. The record is from the annotation of a GenBank genome assembly.
CUGCAUGUACAUCAUCCGGUUCGGCACUAUGCGCAAGAUGCACAAAGCGAGCAGCUUUGCAAACGAAGCGCAGAAAGGCACCGCAGGCAUCUGGUGGAAUGUGUGGGUUAUGCUGGCGCUACCAGCUGUCUGGUUAUCCUGGUCCAUCAUUGCGUUCUUCGUCUGCAUUCUGUCAUUUAUCUGGCUGAGCGGGUCGACAUCUGAUCCGACGGGUGUCCUGCUCUCGCCGAACGCCGCGUUGGGUCCCCGGAUUGCUCUGACGGCAGUCUUCGUGCUGGGGUUGGUCUACUCGUUCCUGAUCAUUCAUGAAUUCCAUCGGUACGGAGACCCGCUCGACCGCGAAUGGUCGAGAGCGGUGAAAGGCUGGAUAAAUACAUACCCGCGUCCGAUGACUCCAAUCAUCGUGGACGAUAGGUCUCCCGCUGUGUCCGUGUUUCGGCGUCCGGUCACAGUCAUGAACUUGGGGGACUAUGGUGGGGUCUCCGUCGAUCGACGCGCCCAGGGCCCACUACUGCCCGAUAACCUUUGGGCUCAGUUCGCGGAGGUCUGUGCCGUUUCCUCUCUCUGUUAUUUCCGACGUCGGCUCAUGAUCUCAGGACGUAAAAUCUGUUUGGGCAGAGGGAGACGCCCCCGAGAUGCAGGCUACACCGCGACCGAACAACCCGACGCCUGUCUCGGAGUCCCACUUCUACCCGACGACGUUCCUAGCAAAGAAUGCCUCGGCCGACGAGCCUCCCCCAGCAAACGGACAUCCCUCCGCCGACGGGCAUGCUCCAAGAAACCACCGCUCCGGUGACGACGUUUCCUCCGAAACGUCAUACGGGCAGAUGCAGCCCCGUGCGUUUUUCGCCUCGGGUCAGCCUGAUGUUGAGAUGACGGAAUGGGAAAGGCAGCGAGAGGAGGGACGGGCGGAGGGAUGGGCGGAGGGACGGGCGGAGGGAUGGGCGGAGGGACGGGCGAGGGCCCUGGCGGAGGGCCUGGCAGAGGGCCUGGCGGAGGGUGCCGCAGCGAUGCGCGGCGCACAGCCGCCACCCCCGGACACCCACGCGUCGCUGACUGCGGUCAUCGAGUCCUGGAACGAGCGGUAUUUCCGGCCCCGGCACGCGGAAGCUGAGCUGGUGCCGGUCGCAGAUGGGCACUACACGUAUUCGAUCGCGGUCCACACCGAUGUACCGCGGGGUGGGGACGGCGGAUCGCCUGUGCUGGAUGAGAAGACGUCCCACUCGCGUUCGCCGCAGGCUGUGCCGACAAGCGCGAGCGUACACCUGCCGUCGCCGACUCCGAGUCGACGGCGUCAACGGCCGUUCUCUAGGUGGCGGGAUCGGCUUUUACGGCGUCGGAACUAGCCAGGAAGGGGCCUGGUUUACAUGGAUAUGAUUACAUGCAGCACAAACACGCCCAUCUUUUGCUUGCUCGCAAGCACUCCUGAAUGAAAUAAAUAAGCUAUGAUUCAUGAUCUCUCUGUGCUCUUCCAGUCGAUCAUUUAUUCCGAAUUAUCCUGCGUAACAGCACAAGUUUAUACUGUAGACAGCGUCCUCGCUUCUCGGAAAUUGAGAGGUUUGCCUCAUCGCACUCAAAGUUGUUCGUGGGUGUUCGAGAUACGGGAUUGAUGGCAUCAAACGCGAGGCCUUGAACUGACCAAUCCUGAACUUGCGAUGUGCAGUCACCGAAGUCUAUGUGAGCCACGCCUACGGCAGCGCAGGUCGACUGCAGCCGAUAUCAUGUCCCCCUGCUGACAGACGUCACUCGCUGUGUCGCUAGCGCGCAGCGUGGCGAUAAGCACUUUCCCUACUGACUUGAAGCCAUGGACGACUUCCCGGACGAGCUGCUGGACGAAAUAUGCGCGCACAUGGGCAAGAACGAGCUGCGCUGCGCGGUCCAGGUGUGCCGCAGCCUCCGCCGUGUCGGCGCCCGGCCCAUUUUGCGCGCGUGGGGCAUUCGGGACUCCCCCGCCGACCUCCAGAGCGGGGCGCUCACGGUGAACAACACGGGCCAGCUCUUCCUCAUCCCCCUGUACGCCUCGCUCGUCGGGCGCAUCACGCGUCUCGUGUGCUUCGCGAACCCGUUUGUCACGGUGGACGGCCCCUGGCACAGUGUGCUGCGCCAGAUCCUCGCUGCGCUGCCGCCGGUGCCCGACAUCUUGGUGCACCAUCGCCCCGACACGUUCAACGUCUAUGCCAUGCAGCUGGACCCGUAUCCGUAUCUGGCUCAGCUGCCGGCGGCCGCAGACAGGAUGCUCGUCGUGGUGCACGGCAGCACCAUCGCAGUAUCGAAGCCGCUGCCCCAGGACAACUCGCAGCAGUUCGCCCUGAGUGCCGCCGGAGCGGACGAGAGGCUCAGACGAGACGUGCCGGGCAUCGCCCCGGUCGAGUGGAUCCGCCUGCAGAUGCUCCCCGCGGUCACUCUGGUGACCAUCGGGACUGUCAUCUCCAGCUUCCCCAUGCGCCGCAUCCUCUCGCUCGGACCGGCCCUCGGACUGGACCAGGCCGUGCUCGUCAGCAUCCUUCGCUCGAUGCCGUCGGAGGACAUCAUCUCCGGCCUCGCCCUCGAGCCGCACCUCGCCCUGCCCGUUACCGCCCUCGUCUCGUUCCUGCUGCGGCACCCGAAUGUGCGCGAGCUGUGCGUCGGGCCUGGCGCGCUGUGUCUCGCUCCCCACGACGGCGAGGAGGCGGACAUGGGUGCUAACCGCGCGCGCAUCGCGUACCUCGAGGCGCCGGCGUCGUACGUGCCCCGGCUCUUAAGGUGCAUGGGGCCCGCCCUUGCGAGGAUCGGGGUUUCGUUUUCACAAGAUCUUGACAUGGCGGGGUAUCGGGAGACACUCGCCGCGAUCGCACGUCUACCUGGGACUUCUGAGCUCUCGCUGACGCUCGCAUUCCCUCCCGCAACUGCCCACCAUUUCCCGUGGAACACAGAUGCCAGUGACAAGUGUAUACCAGCCAAACUAGGGCGCGUGACUGAGCUGGAUGUGGUGAAGCGGUUUCAUACGCUGGGCGAGUUGCAGACUGUGGUGGCGUGGGUGGCAGAGCUGUUCCCCGCCGUCACAUGCUUGUUCUUCACGCAUGGUUCUGCGGACAUAGAGCCGUCGUCUGAAGCGCGUUCGGUGUUUGAACGGACGGUCAAAGCGGCGUGUCCAGCCCUGGAAUCAGUUCACUUUUGAGUGUGGGCCGUUGGAUGUUUGAUGCGUCAUACAAGUAGUAAAAUAGAGAAUAGAAUGGAGUGGCAAUGCAUUGAUAAGAUGUAUUGCGAACGUUGCCCUGGGAUCGUGAACGAAAGCGGUGGCGCCAGACACGAUCAGGCACGUGCACGUCUCGGCAGCGUCUGCGCACGGACCACACCGGAAUCGUAUAAAGGCCACCGCUGAACACGAUGAAUCUUUACCACUCUGGCCUUUUGGCUUAGAUCAAGUGUAGUAUCUGUUCUUAAUAGUUU